Molecule: messenger RNA, 12069 nt
Organism: Salarias fasciatus (jewelled blenny)
Lineage: Eukaryota; Metazoa; Chordata; Actinopteri; Blenniiformes; Blenniidae
Gene: dnah12
Product: dynein, axonemal, heavy chain 12
Exons: 72
Coding region: 1-11883 (3960 amino acids)
Biological process (GO): microtubule-based movement
Cellular component (GO): dynein complex
Molecular function (GO): ATP binding; dynein intermediate chain binding; dynein light intermediate chain binding
Source: RefSeq, a predicted model, not a curated record
AUGGCCGAGGGCGGGGUGCCAAAGCUCCCGGUGCUGCCCCCCAUCAGAGGGAAGCCUUUUCAUCACCAAAUGGAGGAGGCUGAAGCAACCUUGGCGGAGUUCAAAGAAAAAAUGGAAGCUCACACGAAGCUGCUGAAGCACAGUAGACGCAGCGUGCAGCGAAAAGAACUGAACAUGCUAUUGGCUUCCAGAGCGAUAAAGGACUACAGCAAAGCGAGGGAAUCUGUGCGCACCCCCUCACCUGAACCACAGUUCCCACCAUCUAUGAAGUACAAUUUUCUGAAGCAUUGUGUGGAGAAGCGACCUGUUGCUCCAAUCCAGAGUGAAUGGCUGGAGUCAAUUGAGGCCAAAAUCUCACCGAAACUUAAAGAUACUGUGGGAAAAAAAUUUCUAUUGCAGGAGCUUUGUGAAGAAGUCAGUGAGGACUUCAGGAAUGUCAUUCUCAAGCACACAGUGGACACAGUCUUAAAGAAUCCAGAUAUGGAAGAACUGACUUCAGACAAACAAACAACCACUCAAUCCAAACUACCGAUACUUGAUUCCACCCAACCAUGGCAUGACAGCUUUAUCAAAAGCCGCAGGAGGAUACAGAUGAAUCUGCACAUUCUGCAUCCUGUAAUGCAAACUGUGCUGGACAUUGGCUAUAUGACAUUUUCUACCCUGGUUUUAGUAAAUCUUUCAGGAUACAGUGGCGGUUUAUGUUUUUGCAGAGCCUCAGGGCCUGUGGACUAUAAGAGCUUACAGAAUAAAACCUUGGUGGAGUGUAAGAGAACAGAAGAUCGCAUCAUGAACACCUGGUUCCCCAAAAUCAUUCACUUACUAACCGACAAAAAAAUGCUUGGAGUAGUGAAAGAGAAGAGAUUGGGUUCCUUUUAUGACUGUGCAUCUACUCUCAUUUCCAAUCAGUUGAAAUCUUUACUGCAGGCAAGUGUAGAGGAGGUUGUGAAUGUUUUCGAUCCAGGCUGUCAUCACCUCUUGCCAAUCUUUCAUAUGGCUUUGACAUUUGAUGAUGAAAAGAUGGAAAUUUACCCCACCUUGCAAGAUCUGGAAGACUCUGUAUUGGAGAUUCUUAAUGCUGUAACAAAUACACUGCAGAAAGUACCAACGGUCCAGUCGUGGUUGGCACAAAACACAACUUCAUCUGUGGAUGCAAAGGUGGACAAUCAGAUAAUUGCUUGUGCUCAAGUUUCUGUGAAGAACGCUGUGCGCAAAAAUCUGGAAGAGCCUGACAAGCAUUUCCAGAAUUAUGUGGAUCAAUACAGCUGGUUAGUCAAUGGAACUGCACAAGCCCAGAUAGAAACGUUAAUGGAAGAGGAGCAUUCUUUUGAUGAGUACACAAAGAAAGUGGAGGAGUUUCGUGCCCUGUCUCAAGAGAUUAUGAGCCUCCCAUCGAAAGCCAGCUUCACGAUGGUUCAUCUCGACUGUUCAGAGUUGAAACAAGGGCUUGCCAACAAAUCUAAUGCUUAUGCUGAAAAACUUCUCAAGAAACUGGUCUCUAGACACCGGGAGCAAAAUACACAGAUCUGCUCUGAAUUCGAAACCAUCAGAAAGAAAGCUACCGAAGUUACAGAAAGUACAGAGCAGAUGGCUCAGCUGAGUGAAUACGUCAGUGUCACUAAGACAAAGAGUAUCGCAGUGCUUAAUGAAAAAAUAAAGGAAGCCUACCACAGGCUAGUGUACCUCUUGGAUGUCUACAUCUUUGAACCAGAAGAUCUGGAGCUGAAUUCCACAGUUUUUCUCUGGCCUAAAAACAUCCUUCAUGUGUUUAAACAGAGUGAUGAGGUGAUGCAGACAGCCAAGCAGAAAGGCCAGACGGAGCUGACGGCGCGGAGAGAAAGAUUAAUGGUGCAGCUGGAAAAGUUGGGGCGCAGGAUAGAAGAGUUUCCACUUUGUUCUGACCUGCAGAUGAUGCGGCAGUAUGUUGCAGAUACCAGAACAGUUCAGAAACUCCUCCAGCAGGCUGAAGAGGAGAUUGCCUUUAUCAACAAAGAAGAGGAGUUCUACCAAUGGGACCUUACAACUUUCCCACAAGCUGAAGUCAUAAAAGACAGUAUUGAACCAUACCAGAAGCUGUUUGGAUUGAUCCAGAACUGGCAGCGCACAGAGAGCAGAUGGUUGGAUGGUUCCUUCCAGGACCUAGAUGGUGAAAGUCUGGAGGCGAAAGUGGAUGAGUUCUUCCGGGAGAUCUUCAAGAUGGUGAAGUUCUUUGAGCAGAAACAGAAUAGGGCUGCACAAGAGAAGGAGAAGAUUUCAGGGAUCAUGAGGCUCCAACAUGACGAGGACGGGAGGAAGCAGAGUCCCACAACAACUCUGUGCUCCACUGUGAUGGAGCAGAUCAAACAUUUCAAGGAGUACAUCCCUGUGGUGUCCAUCCUGUGUAACUCCGGUCUCAGAGCUCGCCACUGGGAGCAGAUAUCAGAGGUGGCAGGCUAUGAUCUCACUCCUAAUGCUGGGACAACUCUCCGCAAAAUCCUCAAACAGAAUCUGACUCCUUUUCUGGAAGACUUUGAGUCAAUCAGUGCCGCUGCCAGUAAAGAGUUUUCUCUGGAGAAGGCAAUGCACGCCAUGAAGUGUGUCUGGGAUGAUGUCUCCUUCCACCAUCAACCAUACAGAGACACUGGUGUGUCCAUUUUGACCUCUCUGGACGAUAUUCAGACGAUUUUGGACGACCAGAUUGUGAAAACUCAAACUAUGAGAGGCUCACCAUUCAUCAAGCCGUUCGAGAGUGAAAUCAAGCUUUGGGAGGAGCGUCUGCUCCGGAUACAGGAAACCAUAGACGAGUGGCUGAAGGUUCAGGUCCAGUGGCUUUACCUUGAGCCCAUCUUUUCAUCUCAGGACAUUAUGCAGCAGAUUCCAGAAGAGGGACGACUCUUUCAAACUGUUGACAGUAACUGGAAAGCUGUGAUGAAGUAUUGUGUUAAAGAUCCUAAGAUUCUUCCAGCAACCUCAUUACCUGGCUUGUUAGAGAAACUGCAGGAGUCCAACACCCUCCUUGAUAACAUUAUGAAAGGGUUGAAUGCAUAUCUGGAGAAGAAACGUCUCUUUUUUCCUCGGUUCUUCUUUUUAUCCAACGAUGAAAUGCUGGAGAUUCUCUCUGAAACCAAGGACCCACUGCGAGUGCAGCCUCAUUUGAAGAAGUGCUUUGAGGGCAUUUCAAAGCUGGACUUCCUCCCCAAUAUGGACAUUCAGGCCAUGUACAGCAGUGAGGGAGAGCGCGUUCAGCUCAUCCAGCACAUCUCCACAUCUGAAGCCAAAGGAGCAGUGGAGAAGUGGCUGGUUCAGGUGGAGGAUGUGAUGCUUCGCAGCGUCAGAGAUGUGAUCUCCCGGUCCAGACUGGCCUAUGAAGAGACUCCACGGAGUCAGUGGGUGAAGGAGUGGCCUGGCCAGGUGGUCCUGUGCACAUCACAGAUUUUCUGGACUUUGGAGGUUCAUGAGGCCAUCAGAGAAGGGCCAGAUGCCCUAAAGAACUACUAUCAGCAGCUCCAGAAUCAGCUGAAUGACAUCGUGGAGCUGGUGAGAGGAGAACUGCCCAAGCAAACGCGAAUUACUUUGGGAGCUCUGGUCACGAUUGAUGUUCAUGCCAGGGAUGUAGUCAUGGACCUCAUAGAAAAAGGCGUAUCACAUGAAACUGACUUUCAGUGGCUGGCUCAGCUACGCUACUACUGGAGCAAUGACAAUGUGCGUGUUCGCAUAAUCAACUGUGACGUUAAAUACGCUUAUGAGUACCUGGGGAACUCCCCGCGUCUUGUCAUCACUCCUCUGACUGACAGAUGCUACCGAACUCUGAUUGGAGCUUUCUUCCUGAAUUUGGGCGGUGCACCCGAAGGCCCAGCAGGAACAGGAAAAACUGAGACCACCAAAGAUUUAGCCAAGGCUCUUGCUGUCCAGUGUGUGGUCUUCAACUGUUCAGAUGGACUGGAUUAUCUGGCGAUGGGGAAAUUUUUUAAAGGUCUGGCCUCGUCUGGUGCAUGGGCAUGCUUUGAUGAAUUCAACCGCAUCGAGUUGGAGGUGCUGUCUGUGGUGGCUCAGCAGGUUCUCUGCAUUCAGAGGGCCAUCGAGCAGAAGCUGGACUACUUUGACUUUGAAGGCACCAUGCUCAAACUCAAUCCCAACUGCUUUGUAUCCAUUACAAUGAAUCCUGGCUAUGCAGGGCGCUCAGAGCUCCCAGACAACCUCAAGGUGUUGUUCCGGACAGUGGCCAUGAUGGUCCCCAACUAUGCCCUGAUAGCAGAAAUCUCUCUUUAUUCCUACGGUUUCCUCGAUGCCAAACCGCUCUCGGUGAAGAUCGUCAUGACUUACAGGCUUUGUUCAGAACAGCUCUCCUCUCAGUUCCACUACGAUUACGGCAUGAGGGCAGUGAAAGCUGUACUCGUGGCUGCUGGAAACCUCAAGCUCAAGUAUCCCGAUGAGAAUGAAGACAUUAUUCUUCUGAGAUCCAUAAAGGAUGUUAAUGAACCCAAGUUUCUGUCGCAUGAUAUUCCACUAUUCAGUGGAAUCACCAGUGAUUUGUUUCCAGGAAUAUCUCUUCCUGAGGCAGACUAUCAGCUGUUUCUGGCCGCUGCUGAGGAGUGCUGUAAAAAUCACAAUGUGCAGCCAACGGAGGUCUUCUUACAAAAGAUGAUCCAGACAUACGAGAUGAUGAUAGUUAGGCAUGGGUUUAUGCUGGUUGGAGAACCUUUUGCUGGAAAAACCAAAGUGCUACAUGUUCUAGCCGACACUCUGACUCUCAUGAAUGAGAGAGGACAGGGCCUGGAGGAGAAGGUGAUCUUCAGGACUCUAAACCCAAAGUCUGUAACUAUGGGACAGCUCUUUGGACAGUUUGACCAAGUUUCACAUGAGUGGACAGAUGGGGUUGUGGCCAACACAUUUCGUGAGUUUGCGUCUGCUGACACACCAGAUCGUAAGUGGGUGGUGUUCGAUGGUCCAAUAGAUACUCUGUGGAUCGAGAGCAUGAACACUGUGCUCGAUGACAACAAAAAGUUGUGUUUGAUGAGUGGUGAAAUCAUUCAGAUGUCCAGUCAGAUGAGUCUGAUUUUUGAGGCAAUGGAUCUGUCACAGGCCUCUCCAGCCACAGUCAGCCGCUGUGGUAUGAUCUACAUGGAGCCGUCUCAGCUGGGCUGGAAGCCCUUGGUGGUCUCCUGGAUGAAAACCCUUCCGGAAGCUCUGCAGAAGCCUGACUUCUGCUCUCUGCUGAUGGAGCUCUUUCACUGGAUGUUGCCUCCUGCUCUCAAGAUGCUGCGGAAAAACUGCAGAGAAGUUGUGUCCACCAGCGACAGUAACACUGUGAUGUCGUUGUGUCGACUGUUUGAGAUGCUUCUCACUGAGCCGGUUACGACGGAUCCUGGAGAUAGCAGUAUCCGCACCUGGAUCAUGGCGGCUUUUGCCUUCUCCUUGGUGUGGUCAGUUGGCGGCAGUUGCGAUGCAGACAGCAGAGAGAAGUUCAGUGACUUCCUCAGGGCGAUGAUUUCAGGAGAAAUGAAAGAAAAUCCGAUCCCUGACGCAGUUGGAAAAUGGGAGUGUCCAAUGGAUGAGAAAGGCCUCGUCUAUGACUAUUUUUAUGAGUUUAAUAGAAGAGGCAAAUGGAUUCACUGGAAUGAAUCCAUUCAGAAUGUCAGCCUAGGAGACAAAAACACCAAAGUGCAAGAGAUCAUCGUUCCCACUAUUGACACGGUUCGCUACUCCUAUCUGAUGGACCUCUGCAUCACAUAUGGAGUUCCUCCCCUGUUUGUUGGAACUACUGGCACUGGGAAGUCUGUUUAUGUUAAGGAGAAACUGAUGAACAAUCUGGACAAAGACUCCUUCCUUCCCUUCUUCAUCAACUUCUCAGCUCGGACGAGUGCAAACCAAACCCAGAAUAUCAUCAUGUCCAGGUUAGACAAACGAAGGAAAGGGGUAUUCGGACCCCCCAUGGGGAAAAAGUGUGUGAUCUUUGUAGAUGACAUGAACAUGCCGGCACUGGAACAGUUUGGAGCUCAGCCUCCUGUGGAGCUCCUCCGACAGUACAUUGACCACAAAAACUGGUAUGACCUGAAGGACACCUCCAGGAUCACCCUGGUGGACUUACAGCUCAUCUCAGCCAUGGGUCCCCCUGGUGGUGGGAGGAAUGCAGUCACACCUCGCUUCUUACGACAUUUCAACAUCUUUAGUAUCAAUGCCUUCAGUGACGACACCAUGGUUCGCAUUUUCUCCAACAUUAUGGCUUUUCAUUUCAAAAAUAAUAAUUUCCCACCAGAAUGUUUUACAGUUGGUAACCAAAUAGUGAUGGCUACAAUGGAGGUGUAUCAGAAAGCCAUGAAGCACCUGCUUCCUACUCCAGCCAAGUCUCACUACACUUUCAACCUGCGAGACUUCUCGCGUGUCAUCCAAGGAUGCCUGCUGCUGAAGAAACAGUCACUGGAGAACAAGCACACCAUGAUAAAACUGUUCGUCCAUGAGGUCUUCCGUGUUUACUAUGAUCGUCUGGUUGAGGAACAAGACCGAACAUGGCUUUUCAAACUCAUGAAUGGCAUCCUCAAAGACCAUUUCAAAGAGUCUUUUGACCAGGUCUUCGAUCACCUCAAGAAAGGCAGUAAACUGGUUGAGGAAGACAUGCAAAAUCUUCUGUUUGGUGACUACAUGAAGCCUGACCUGGAGGGUGAUGAGCGCCUGUACACCGAGGUGCCUUCAAUGGAAAGCUUUGCACAGGUGGUGGAGUCCUGUCUGCAGGAAUACAACCAGAUGCACAAGACUCGAAUGAACCUCGUCAUAUUCCGCUAUGUCCUGGAGCACUUGUCCCGAAUCAGCCGUGUAUUGAAGCAGCCUGGGGGCAAUGCCCUGCUGGUGGGAGUAGGAGGCAGUGGCCGGCAGUCCAUCGUCCGUCUGGCUACGUCCAUGUCCCACAUGGCCCUGUUUCAGCCUGAAAUCUCAAAAAGUUAUGGCAUGACCGAAUGGAGAGAUGACCUAAAGAUGCUUCUGAAAAACGCUGGUGUUAAAGGACAGAAGACAGUGUUCUUGAUAACUGACGCUCAGAUCAAAGACGAGGCUUUUCUAGAAGAUGUCGACAGUGUUCUAAACACAGGAGAGGUACCCAACCUGUUUGCUAUAGAUGAGAAGCAGGAGAUCAUGGAGACAGUACGUCCCAUUGCUCAGGCUGGUAAUAAAAAUGUGGAAUUAAGCCCUUUGAGCCUGUUUGCCUUCUUUGUGGCCCGCUGCAAAGAAAACCUCCACAUUGUUGUGGCCUUCAGUCCUAUUGGGGAUGCCUUUCGAAACCGCUUGCGCCAGUUCCCAUCACUUAUUAACUGCUGCACCAUCGACUGGUACCAGCCGUGGCCAGAGGAGGCUCUUGAGCGAGUAGCUAACUCAUUCCUGGAGUCCCUGGAUAUGAGUGAAAAUGAGAGACAGGAGGUCAUUCCCAUCUGCAAAACAUUCCACACGUCCGCUAAACAGCUCUCACAGAGAUUUCUCUCUGAGCUUGGCCGACAUAACUAUGUGACGCCCACAUCUUACCUGGAGCUGAUUGCAGCUUUCCGUCUGCUCCUCACUCAAAAAAGAGCAACUGUCAUGAAAGCAAAACAGAGAUACAUCAAUGGGCUGGACAAACUCGCCUUCGCUGAAUCACAGGUGGGGGAGAUGAAGAAGGAGCUGGUAGAACUGCAACCCAAACUGGAGCAGGCAAAGACUGACAACACCAAGAUGAUGAAGGUGAUUGAAGUGGAGUCUGUGGAGGUGGAAGCCAAAAGUAAAGUUGUGCGUGUUGACGAGCAGGCAGCAACUAUAAAAGCCGAUGAGGCUCAGGCUCUAAAGGAUGAAUGUGAGAGUGACUUGGCUGAAGCUAUUCCUGCUCUGGAGGCCGCUCUUUCUGCUUUAGACACUUUGAAACCCUCGGAUGUCACAAUUGUGAAGUCGAUGAAAAAUCCACCUUCGGGGGUGAAGCUGGUGAUGGCAGCUGUAUGUGUGAUGAAAGGCAUAAAGCCAGAUAGGAUAGCUGACCCUGCUGGGACUGGAAAGAAGAUUUUGGACUACUGGGGUCCAAGCAAGAAGCUUCUGGGUGAUAUGAAUUUUUUGCGAGAUCUUAAAGAAUAUGACAAGGACAAUAUUCCUGUCCCUGUGAUGCAGAAGAUACGCAGUGAAUACAUGACUAAUCCUGAUUUUGACCCCAGCAUCGUCGCAAAAGCCUCAUCUGCUGCAGAGGGUCUGUGCAAGUGGAUCAAAGCCAUGGAAGUGUAUGACAGGGUGGCAAAGGUUGUAGCUCCCAAAAAGGCCAGUCUUGCAGAAGCACAGGAGUCGCUUGCAGCGACCAUGGUGCUCUUGGACCAGAAAAGAGCUGAGUUGAAAGAGGUUGAGGACCGCCUGUCUGCUCUUAAGAAAACCUUUGAGGAGAAAACAGAAGAGAAAGCCCAGCUGGAGCAGCAGGUGGAAUUAUGUGGAAGGAAACUAGAGAGGGCUGAGAAACUCAUUGGUGGUUUGGGUGGAGAAAAGACCAGAUGGUCGAAGGCAGCAGAUGACCUGCAGAAUACAUAUGACAACCUGACCGGAGACGUUCUGAUCUCUGCUGGAGUUAUUGCCUAUUUAGGGGCUUUCACAGUUAGCUUCAGACAGGACUGCACCAAGUUAUGGACCAAACUCUGCCAAUCCAAGAACAUUCCAUCAUCGGACGACUUCUCUCUCAGUCAAACUCUGGGAGAUCCAAUUAAGAUCAGAGCUUGGAACAUCGCAGGCCUUCCCAGUGACUCCUUCUCUAUUGACAAUGGUGUUAUUGUCAGUAAUUCACGUAGAUGGCCCUUGAUGAUUGAUCCCCAGGGCCAAGCCAACAAGUGGGUGAAGAAUUCAGAGAAAGAUAACAAUCUGAGUGUAAUCAAGUUAACUGACGGGGACUACAUGAGGACUCUGGAGAACUGCAUACAGUUUGGAACACCACUGCUGUUGGAAAACGUUGGAGAGGAACUGGACCCUUCUCUGGAACCACUGCUGCUCAAACAGACCUUCAAACAAGGUGGUGUGGACUGCAUCAGGCUCGGAGAGAGUGUGAUUGAGUACUCCGCUGAGUUCCGUUUCUACAUCACCACAAAACUCAGAAACCCCCACUUCCUGCCAGAACUGGCCACCAAAGUGGCUCUGCUCAAUUUUAUGAUCACUCCAGAGGGCCUGGAGGACCAGCUGUUAGGGAUCGUGGUUACCAAGGAGAGGCCAGAGCUGGAAGAAGAGAGAAAUGCACUCAUCCUGCAGUCAGCUGCCAAUAAGAGACAGCUAAAGGAAAUUGAAGACAAGAUCCUUGAGACUUUACAGUCGUCUGAGGGAAAUAUCCUGGAAGACGAGAGUGCUAUUCAGAUUCUAGAUUCUGCCAAGAGCAUGUCCAAUGAGAUAUCCAAGAAACAGCAGAUUGCUGAGAAGACAGAGAUCAAGAUAGCAGAGUCUCGAGAGGGUUACAGAGCAAUCGCAAAGCGCUCAUCCAUCCUGUUCUUCAGUAUUGCUGACCUGACUAACAUAGACCCCAUGUACCAGUACUCGCUCAGCUGGUUUGUCAACCUCUACAUCAACUCCAUCCAGGACAGUAAGAAAUCCAAGAAUCUUGAGAGAAGGCUUCAAUUUCUGAUUGAUCACUUCACCUACAACCUGUACUGCAAUGUGUGCCGCUCUCUGUUUGAGAAAGACAAGCUUCUUUUCUCCUUCCUUCUCUGCUGCAACCUACUCCUGUCAGAGGGGGAGAUUGAAUAUGCUGACUUUAUGUUCCUGCUCACUGGGGGAGUGGGCCUGCAGAACACCACAGCUAACCCCGACAGCAGCUGGCUGCAGGACAAAAGUUGGGAUGAAAUCUGCAGAGCCAGUGAACUUCCUGGCUUACAGGGGUUAAAAGAGGCUUUUAUCAAGAGCCCCGGAGACUUCAAGCCCAUUUAUGACAGCAAAGAGCCAUGUAAUGUUGCUCUGCCUCCACUGUGGUGUGAAAAACUCAAUGACCUACAAAAGAUGAUCAUUGUUCGCAGCCUUAGGCCCGAUAAGAUCGUGCCUGCUGUGACCAAAUACGUCACUGAUAAUCUUGGGAAAAGCUUUGUCCAGCCUCCUCCAUUCGAGCUGAGCAAGAGUUACCUGGACUCCAACUCCACCAUACCGCUUGUGUUCGUGCUGUCUCCAGGAGCAGAUCCCAUGGCGAGCUUGCUGAAGUUUGCCAGUGACAAGAACAUGGGUGGUACAAAGUUCCAGUCCAUCUCUCUGGGUCAGGGUCAAGGGCCUAUCGCUGCUAAGAUGAUAUCCUCAGCAAUGCAGAACGGGACAUGGGUGUGCCUGCAGAAUUGCCAUCUGGCCGUUUCCUGGAUGUCCACCCUGGAGAAAAUCUGUGAGGACUUUAGUCCUUCAACUUGCCACCAAGACUUCCGCCUCUGGCUCACAAGCUACCCUUCACCCAAGUUUCCAGUGAGCAUCCUGCAGAACGGGGUGAAAAUGACAAAUGAGCCUCCUACGGGUCUUCGCCUCAACCUGCUCCAGUCAUAUCAAUCUGAUCCUAUUUCUGAUCCAACUUUCUUCAACAACUGUCCCAAUAAGGAACUGGUCUGGGAGAAGCUCCUGUACGGACUGUGCUUCUUUCAUGCUCUUGUUCAGGAGAGAAAAAAAUUUGGUCCUUUGGGCUGGAACAUUCCUUAUGGCUUCAAUGAGUCUGAUCUCCGUAUAAGUAUCAGACAGCUGCAGCUUUUUGUAAAUGAAUAUGACGAGGUGCCUUUGGAAGCCAUAACAUAUCUGACUGGGGAGUGUAACUACGGCGGUCGAGUGACAGAUGACUGGGACAGACGGCUCCUGAUGACCAUCUUGGCUGACUUCUACAACGAGGACAUCAUUUGGGGAUAUCGCUACCCUUUCUCGCCAAGUGGAGAAUAUGUCGCUCCCCGGAAAUCUGACUACAAGGAGUACAUUGUCUUUAUCAAGAAACUUCCGUUGAGCCAGCACCCAGAGGUGUUUGGGAUGCAUGAAAAUGUGGACAUUUCUAAAGAUUUACAGCAGACAAAACUGCUGUUUGAUUCACUGCUCCUCACCCAAGGUGGAGGAGUGAAAGGAGGCGCUACCUCUGGGAGUGACAACACCCUCUUUGACAUUGCUAAUGACAUCCUCACUAAGCUUCCGGCUAAUUUUGACACAGAAGCUGCUCUGCAGAAGUUCCCAGUGCUGUAUGAAGAAAGUAUGAACACAGUUCUUGUCCAAGAGAUGGAGCGCUACAACACGUUGUGCAGCACAAUUCGCGUGAGUCUACAGAACCUGCUAAAGGCGAUAAAGGGCUUGGUGGUGAUGGAUGCUGACCUGGAGGCAGUUGCAGGCAGUUUGAUAGUGGGGAAGGUCCCAGAGAAGUGGGCCAAGCGCUCUUACCCCAGCCUUAAGCCUUUGGGCAGCUACAUCACCGACUUUCUCUCAAGGCUCAAGUUUUUGCAGGAUUGGUAUGAAACCAGCAAGCCCAGCGUGUUCUGGUUAUCCGGUUUCUUCUUCACUCAAGCCUUCCUUACUGGGGCCAUGCAGAACUACGCCAGGAAAUACCACAUCCCCAUCGAUCUGCUUGGCUUUGAUUUCAAGGUUCUGUGUAUCGAUGAGUCGGACACGGCACCUGAGGAUGGUGUUUACAUUAAUGGGCUGUUUCUGGAUGGAGCUCGUUGGGACAAAGAAAGUGGCGUUCUGGCUGAGCAGCAACCAAAAGUCCUGUUUGACUCAAUGCCCAUCAUCUGGAUCAAACCCACUGAAAAGAAGAGUAAGGAUCAACCUCCAACACUCUAUGUUUGCCCUCUCUACAAGACCAGCGAGAGGAAGGGCACGCUCUCUACCACGGGUCACUCCACCAAUUUUGUCAUCUCCAUGAUGUUGCCCACCAAUAAGCGCCCCCAACAUUGGAUCAAGCGUGGUGUGGCCCUGCUCUGCCAGCUGGACGACUGAAACCAGACAGCAUGCUGCCCAAGACUCUGGCAUCGAAUUCUGCUCUUCAAAUAUGCAAAAUAGAAGCUAAUGCUUGUUUUCAAACAGGCAUGAAGUAGAUACUUUUUAUGAACAGUAUUUAAAGAGAAAGACAAAACAUCUGUGUUUAAUUGCUACAACAGAUUACUAAACUACACUUAUUUCCUC